AUCACAUUCCCACCAGAACCAGCAGAAUCGAUUGGGCACUUGGUAAACCCGUUGUCCAUGUCGACGAACUCUGGAAACAGCGGAGUCAAGAACCUUCGGGCAAUGUUCGAGAACAAAGCCAGUGAUCAAUCCACAUCUCCCCCCAGUCGAGGCCGAUCUCCAAACCCCUCCGAAAUAUCCAACAACAGCAGACCAGUCAGCAAGGUCCGUGCAAGCUUCGUUGCCGUGGAGAGACCCAGCGAGAACGGAGGCGCACCCUUGAUCGGUCUUAGAAGGGCCAGUGAAGUGAGCAGCAUGGGCGAGAUUAAAGAGAACGUUGUUGAGGACACGGGGAGUACGGAGAAGUCGCCAGGGCCAGCCGUCACUACGAAGAAGGGCGAUGCAACAUCAGUCCCGCAAACUGCGCACUCUGCAAACGACGGGACGGAUGAAGGCGGAUUGGGUACCAUCCUGAAAGGAUCUGCUUUUGUCGAGCACACCCCUUCCAAGCUGUCUCCGGAAGCAAAAAAUCUCACCGAGGCAAUUUUAUCUGGUCGAAUACAAGAGAAAAUCCCUCGCUCGCUAUCAAAACCAGAGGAUGAGUCAAAUGCGUCAGAAAUGGUCAAGAAAAUGCAGGCAACAGAGGGCACCAGGCCGGGACCACCCCCGACCGUUGCCCUCCAGACGACUAAGGAUGCACAACCAGUCAAGCCGCCACCUACGAGACAGCAGAUCAAUAUCAAGCCGAUUCCUAAAUCCCCCACGGUGACGCGACCCUCUCCUCGAACCCCAACCUCGCCAAAGCUCAACAUCAGAGGAGGACCGGCGAAAAUCAAGGGUGUGAUAGAAUCGGCGAAAGAAGCACAAAAGGCUAGAGAAGCAGCGAGAUUAAAUGCUGAGAAGACAGAAAAGACACAGCCGUCCGCGCCGAAGAUUGACACAAGCGCAAAACCGAAAGCGGCGCCAGAGAGCGUCAAAAAGGAACAGACGCCUGUAACGCCGAAAGCUGUCAGGUCGCCCAGCACAGUCAAACCGAAACCCCCCACAAUACCCGGGAAACUUCCCGCUGCGGCUACAGCCACUACAGCUUCAACGGCUGCCAAGCACGAUGCGCAGCAUUCACCAACUGAACCUGAUCGCAAGUCGGUAGCGAAAAAGCCGUCCGCGCCAUCGACACGACAACCUCGGGCUAGUAGCUCAGCCAGCACGUUUUCAUUGGCAAAGAAGGCAUCUCGCACAUCGCUAACCAACGGCCACGAUAGACCGAGGUCCCGAGUUAGCACAGCCAGACCAGACGAAAGUUUCCUGGCUAGAAUGAUGAGACCCACUGCGAGCAGUGCACAAAAGGUCCACGAGAAGGUGCAAGUCAGCAGCCCACCUAGACACAAAACGGUAGCUCCAAACAAGGUCAGGCAGCCUGUAAAAGAGACGACACAGCCGAAAACACAUGUUGAAUCACCUACCACGGCCGAAGAGAACAAGGAGAAUUACGCCGACCUUGAUGCGAGUUCUCUACCCGAUGUAGCACACCCUUCACCACUGGAGGUUGUCAAGGAGGACCCAAUGAAUGGCCAUACUGAAACGGAGCCGCCUGCUCCUGAGCCAAUUACUCCUGAGCCAAUGGAGCCGGCACAGCAGAUCAGUGGUGAAGCUGGCGAGCUGGAUUAAAAGGGAACAGUCCAUUCCGGUCGAAUUCAUUUCCAAAUACCCCCGGUUUCAUUUGUGAUACUUCACCUAUCAGCGAUUUAGCGAUUUCUGGUAUUGACAGCAAUUUAUUUCUGCUGGCAUUCGAAUGUCAUUGAUAUUGUGUCUCAUCUUCC
Cladophialophora immunda is the source of this 1799-nucleotide messenger RNA. RefSeq lists its product as uncharacterized. Bases 58 to 1647 code for a protein of 529 amino acids. NCBI's taxonomy places the organism in Eukaryota, Fungi, Ascomycota, Eurotiomycetes, Chaetothyriales, Herpotrichiellaceae. The record is from RefSeq and is a predicted model, not a curated record. The transcript has 2 exons.